Pseudoliparis swirei is the source of this 9525-nucleotide messenger RNA. RefSeq names its product biorientation of chromosomes in cell division 1-like 1 (gene bod1l1). The record is from RefSeq and is a predicted model, not a curated record. NCBI's taxonomy places the organism in Eukaryota, Metazoa, Chordata, Actinopteri, Perciformes, Liparidae. The transcript is spliced from 27 exons. Bases 50 to 6580 code for a protein of 2176 amino acids.
UGUAUUAACCUCCCUACUGUCGUUACUGACUCGUCGGCUACAUUCAGACAUGGCGGGUUUACCGCCCGGAGACCCGCAGUUGGUCUCAAUGAUCGUCAGUCAUUUAAAAACACAGGGUCUCUUCGACCAGUUCAGGAGGGACUGCCUGGCAGACGUCGACACGAAGCCAGCUUACCUGAACUUGAAACAAAGAGUGGACAACUUUGUCUCAAAUCACCUCUCAAACCACACAUGGAGCCCUCAUUUGAACAAGAACCAGCUGAGAAACAACAUCAGGCAACUCGUGCUGCAAUCUGGGAUGCUGGAGCAAGGGGUGGACAGGAUCGUGGCCCAAGUGGUGGAUCCAAAAGUCAACCACCUGUUCAGGCCGCAGGUGGAGAGGGUCGUCCGUGAAUUUCUGUCACCUGGUAGCUGCUCCGAGGAGCCGCCGCUGCCACCGCCUAUAACAGAGACCACACCAGAUGUCAGCAUUCCUGAGCCAGCUUCGUCGUCCGCGCCGGCUACCACUUCGGCCAGCAACGCCAUGUCCAUCCUGGACACCAUCACCUCUCUUAACCAGGAGGCCAGCUCCAGGGCCAGCUCAGAUAGAGGGCGUAGGGGCCAAGACGAGCCCAUGCAACUGGUGGAGGAUGGCGAGCAGGACAUGAGCCUUGACGAGGAAGGGGACGACCACCUUGACGGGAGGACACUCGAGGAUGCAGAGGAGCUGGCGCCAGAGGUCCAGACGUUCGAAGUGAAGACGGAGGACUCUCAGGAGCACGUGGAUCUGGGGAAGGAGGGGUUAAUAGAGGAGGUGAAGAUGGAAGAGGUUGAGACGGGAGCUCAGGAGCAGACAGAGGAGGAGAGGGAGAGAGCUGCCGGCAAAACAACAGGAAAAGCCACAGAAGAGAAGCAGGAGGACGAUCUGCUGAAAUCUGCCAGUCAGGCCAAGCAGAAAAACAGAGAGAGGAUAAAGGAAGAAUACUUUUUGGAGGACUCUGACCUGGACGGUCUGAGUGACAUCACGGUGAGCUCCGUCCACACCAGCGACCUGUCGUCAUUCGAGGAACAAAGUGAAGAUGACGAGCUGCCGUCUGAUUCUUCGGAAGAGGGGGAACUUCAAUCGGAUGAUCAAGAUGAGGGAGCAGAACAGAAACAAGGCAGUGGAGAAGCAGAAGCAGAAGAACAGUGUAAACCUCGCCGCAAGGCUUAUGUUCAUAAGCCCUUCCUCUACUCGCGUUACUAUAGCGACUCGGAUGAUGAAAUCACUGUGGAAGAACAUCGAAGAAGUGCGGCGAAGGACAAGGAGGAAAGGCUGUUCAAGAGACAGCAGAACAGAGAGCGAAUGGAAGAGAAGCGUAAACAGAAAGCCGUGCAGGCGGAAGAACAAGAUCUGAAAAGACAAAAGGGCGGAGAUUUUGGCGAGCUGGACGGCCCCAGAGUCAAAGAGGCUCGCAAAGAAAGAAAGGUUCUGGAGAAGAAAAUGGCUCUCAAUAGGAAGAGGAAGUUAGACUCAAGGAAAGAGGAAGAUGUUUCGAGCAAAAAGAGAGGAGAUACAGAAGGAUCCAAGAAAGCGGAAGUGAAAUCUACAGCCUCAAAGCCCCCACAACCGCAUUUGUUAAGAAAUCUGUCAGAAUCUGCAUCGUCUGAUGAAAGGGACAGGAGGGUGAGCGGCAGCCUCUCAGAGGACUCCAGUGAAACCAAAAAGCUCUCUGACAAAGGCCGAACUCACUCCUUCAUCCUGGAGUUGGAGCAGGGAUCCCAGGAGGGUCUCAAACAGCGCUCAGUUGGGAAAUUUGAUAGGUUGUCCCGUAAAGAACUUCACUUUAAAGAACGCAAAGAGAAAGAACGCAGCUUAUCAGAUGAACGUGCCAAACUCAAACAAAAGCCGGAGAAAAAAUCUGAACAUCAGGCUGAUGAACCUCAGCAGAAGGAAGGUGCUGCUGCUAAAGUAACCGCUGAAGAGAAAGGGGAGAAGAAAUUUAAGAUUAAAAGUGAGAAGAAAAUGUCUACGGCCCCAAGAGAAGGAAAGUUGUCCCUGUCGGAAGGCGUGGCAGACGAGGGUCCAAGAGAUGCUACUGUCAAGAAGUCAAAAGCUCCAACUGUGGAGACUGUCAAAGCAGAGAAGGACAAAAGUAAAGAAAAGGAGAAGGAUAAGAGCAAGGAAAAGGCUAAAGGAGAGAAGAAAAUUGAUUUCAAGCAGCUGCUGCGUCCUGAUUCUGUCUGCUCUUCUGAGGAUCGGUCUGACAUGGAGCCCGGGUUCGACAGCAGCAAGAAGAAAGAUAAACACUCCAAGGAAGUCCUGAAAAGGUCAAAGAGUCACACUGAGGAAAAGCCAGGAGACAAACCCAAAUCUAAAAGCGAUAAUAAAGACGGCGAGAAGGAAAAGACUAAAGCCGAUCAGGACAGCCAGAAAUCAAACAAGUCCAGCUCUGAAAUGGACAAAGAUCCAAAAAGGGCCAAGCCAACAGAUAAAUUAAGAAUCGCGGAAAAAUCAAAAUCAAAAUCCAAAGAGGAAACAAAGACUCUAUUGUUAUCGAAGACGGAUAAUAAAGUUCAGAGUUCAGAAGUCAAAAGCACAGGAGGCGCUCCCAUCAGCAAACCUGAGAAGAAGAAAGAGGGAAAUGCAAAGGAACAGCGGAAAGGCUCCGAGGAACCUCUCCAGGAGAAACCGGAAGUUAAGAGUGGAAAGAAAAAAACUGAGAAGAAGGAUAAAGCCCCAGAAAAGAAAGAUGACGGCCAAGAAGAGACGAAAACACCCCGAGAAGACAAACUGGAAAAGUCUGAUAAAUCUUCAAAGUCGUCCGUUUCCUCCCUCGAUGGCGAGGAGCUGCCGAAGAAACGCUCUCUUCUCCAAGACGCGAGCACGGACUCCGACCCCGUCACCGCCACGGUCACCGCCACGGUCACCGCCUCGUUCACCACCUCGUUCUCGGACGAUACUUGCGACGCGUUAAGCGACAUCACCCCCGAGCCCCCGGAAGGCGAAUCCGAGUCGCCGCAGAGCGACGCGCCGGCUGUGUCGGCCGACGCUCUGCUGGCGCUCGUGGACGCUUGCACCUCAGCAGAGGCGAGACUUGCGCCUGAGAGCAGUCGGGAGGACGCGGUGCCCGAGAUGACUCUGCAGGACGCGGAUAUGAAGAUGAAAGAGGCAGCUCUGACUCUGCUCUCCAUGGAUCCUGACAGUACAGUGUCCUCCGCCUUAAUUUGCCACGAUACCAGGGAAGACCAGGAGGGGAAUCCGACUGCCCCCCUGCAAACCACUGGAACCACUGGGACCCCUGGAACCACUGCAGCGGAACCAGGAGAGCCUCCUAUGGAUGUGCAAACCGCUGCUGAAGCGGAGUUUGCAGCCUCUGAGCCGUCACAACAAACUGUGGACGAAAAAACAAACGCUACAGAGACGGAAAUGGAUGUGGCAACGGCUGAAGUAUCUGAGUCUCUCGCUCCACAGGAGGAUGACACCUCCUCAAGUGACUGUCAGGCUCUUUUAAAUGAGGGUGAAGCCAAAUGUGCAGAAAAUGCUCCUGAAGCACAGCCGGAUGGAAACAUGGCACCGACAGCAGAAUCUGGCAAAGAAGCUGAUGGUGCUGUUGUGUCUGAAGCAGAAGAGGUCAGAGGAACCACCGAUGGAAGCACAAUUGCAGCUGCUUCUGAAAUCACUGUACAGGCCUCAGAAAUGAGCAGUAAACAAGAGCAAACUGAGCCAAAUGUUACAGACACAAAGACGAGCCCAACGGCAGAGGAAAUGGUAGCUGAGGACAACCAGGCCAAGACGGACGUAGCUGAUUGUGAAGCUGAGAGUAAGACAGUGGAGGAAGAAAAUGUUGCAGAAGAGAAGAUUGAUCCACAAAUUAUGGAACACAAUGUCCUCCUGGAGAUGGAGGAGAUCAGAGAAAGUGGAUCUGAGAGUCAGUCCAAACUGGUCAAACAAAUCAGUAAUGUCUCCAGUGCAGACAGUCAGGAGGAGGAGAAGGGAUCCGACCUGUCAGAAAAGGAAGAGAAGACGAAGGGAAGAGGAAGACGCAAACAGAAGUUGUCCACUCGGAAAGUUGCAGCAGUAAAAGAACCUGGUGAUGAGGGUGAAAGGGAAAGUAAAGAGCAACCGUCUGCUGGGGACACGGAUCAGGAGAAGUGUGUGGAGGUCAGAACACCACGCAGGGGUCGAUCAUCUCAACCCACCGGGGGGGCAGAGAAGGACCGACACAAAGAACCUGAGAAAUUAGAGGAAACUUCCAGCCGCUUGGGAAGACAUUCAGAAGCUGCUGCGAAAGAGCCCACAGCUGAUACUCAGAAGGAUGAGAGUCAGGACAAGGAGAUUCAAGGAGUCCAUCUUCCAUCUUCUGUUCCAGACGGCACUGAAGCUGCAGGAGGCUCUGACUCCAAAGAAACCACUGACACACGUAAACCAGCAAUGAAGAGGAAGAGAUCAGAGAAAAUGGAGGAAUAUGUAGAGGAGCCUGUAGUGGAGCCUGUAGUGGAGCCUGUAGUGGAGCCUGUGGAGGAGCCUGUGGAGGAGCCUGUGGAUGCACCUGUAGAGGAACCUAUGGAGGAACCUAUGGAGGAGCCUGUAGAGGAACAUAUGGAGGAGCCUGUAGAGGAAACUGUAGAGGAAACUGUGGAGGCACCUGUAGAGGAACCGAUGGAGGAGCCUGUGGAGGAGCCUCUGGAGGAACCUGUAGAGGAGCCUCUGGAGGAACCUGUAGAGGAGCCUGUGGAGGCACCUGUAGAGGAACCGAUGGAGGAGCCUGUGGAGGAACCUGUGGAGGAACCUGUAGAGGAGCCUGUGAAGGCACCUGUGGAGGAACCUGUGAAAGCGCCUGCAGAGGAACCUGUGAAGGAACCUGUGAAGGAACCUGUGGAGGAACCUAUGGAGGAACAUGUAGAGGAACCUGUAGAAGAGCUUGUGAAAGAGCCUGUGGAGGAACCUGUAGAGGAGCCUGCAGAGGAACCUGUAGUGGAACCUGCAGAGGAACCUGUGAAGGAACCUGUGGAGGAACCUAUGGAGGGGCCUGUGAAGGAGUCUGUGCAGGAACCUUUGGAGGAACAUGUAGAGGAACCUGUAGAGGAGCUUGUGAAAGAGCCUGUGGAGGAACCUGUAGAGGAGCCUGUGAAGGAACCUUUGGAGGAGCCUGCAGAGGAACCUGUGAAGGAACCUGUAGUGGAACCUGCAGAGGAACCUGUGAAGGAACCUGUGGAGGAACCUAUGGAGGGGCCUGUGAAGGAGUCUGUGCAGGAACCUGUGGAGGAACCUGUAGAGGAGCCUGUGAAGGAACCUUUGGAGGAGCCUGCAGAGGAACCUGUAGGGGAACCUGUAGAGGAGCCUGCAGAGGAACCUGUGGAGGAACCUGUGGAGGAACCUAUGGAGGGGCCUGUGAAGGAGUCUGUGCAGGAACCUUUGGAGGAACAUGUAAAGGAACCUGUAGAGGAGCUUGUGAAGGAACCUUUGGAGGAGCCUGCAGAGGAACCUGUAGAGGAACCAGUAGAGGAACCAGUAGAGGAACCUGUAGAGGAACCAGUAGAGGAACCAGUAGAGGAACCUGUAGAGGAGCCUGUGAAGGAGCCUGCAGAGGAACCUGUAGAGGAGCUUGUGAAAGAGCCUGUGGAGGAACCUGUAGUGGAGCCUGUGAAGGAACCUUUGGAGGAGCCUGCGAAGGAACCAGUAGAGGAACCUGUAGAGGAACCAGUAGAGGAACCAGUAGAGGAACCUGCAGAGGAACCUGUGAAAGAACCUGUUGAGGAGCCUGCAGAGGAACCUGUAGAGGAGCUUGUGAAAGAGCCUGUGGAGGAACCUGUAGUGGAGCCUGUGAAGGAACCUUUGGAGGAGCCUGCGAAGGAACCUGUAGAGGAACCUGUAGAGGAGCCUGCAGAGGAACCUGUGAAGGAACCUGUAGUGGAGCCUGUGAAGGAACCUUUGGAGGAGCCUGCGAAGGAACCUGUAGAGGAACCUGUAGAGGAGCCUGCAGAGGAGCCUGCAGAGGAACCUGUGAAGGAACCUGUAGUGGAGCCUGUGAAAGAACCUGUUGAGGAGCCUGCAGAGGAACCUGUGAAGGAACCUGUAGUGGAGCCUGUGAAGGAACCUUUGGAGGAGCCUGCGAAGGAACCUGUAGAGGAACCUGCAGAGGAGCCUGCGGAGGAACCUGUGGAGGAACCUGUAGUGGAGCCUGUGAAGGAACCUGUUGAGGAGCCUGCAGAGGAACCUAUGGAGGCUGAAGAGGAGCGAAAGAAGGACAACUGUCAACAGGAACAAAGUGUGGAACAAGCUGACAGUGGUGAUAAAAAUGCAGAAGAAAGCGAGCAGAAUGAUGAGGAGGAGGAGGAGGAGGACGAUGAUGGUGAGAAAGAGGAGGAAGAAAAAGGAACUGCAACCAGAGCGACUACACGGGCAGCAUCUCGCCUGGAGGCUGAAAGAAACAGGCCAAGUAAACCAUCCACCCGGGCAAGUCGACAGAACGGUAAAGAGGAGACCGCAGCUGGCACACGCGGGACGAGGGGCCAGGGGGCGAAGGGGGGCCGUAAACGGGAGGCCAGCCCCCCUGCGGUGCGAACACGGGGCGGACAGAAAUCAGAGGAGCCCCCUUCCAAGAGAGCCAAACGCUAAAACCUCAGACAGCAUUGGACUGAUUCGCAGCAGCAGCGUUUUCUCUCUGCACUCCAUAUUCAAGUCAGUUUUUGUGAUCGGGGGUGUCAAAGAGCCUCGGCGCGUAAAGCCGGUUCGGCUUCAUUUACUGUAGAUAUUGAAAAGCUCUGGAUGCUAUUAGGCUCUCUCUCCUCUGAUGGUCGAGUGUAAACCUGAGGAUCCGUGGAGGAAUCCUUCUACUGCACUACGCCCAUAUGGUUUGGAUCAGACUUCAUCAUUGCUCUGCUUAUUCAGUAAGGCCAGGUGGAUCAUUGAAUUUCAGCCCAAUCAAAGGCCUAACGUGCAGCCAAGUCGUGCUUUAAGAUAAAGAGGGUGAACUGAAAUUGGAGGCCAGAGUGUGUCUUUGUUCCAAAUCCAAACACUUGUACAGAGAAAUCACUGUGAGACAUCUUCGCUUUCAUUGUGAAUAAUAUUUCUCAAUAUUCAUUCUGUGAAUGAAAUGAGUUUUCCUCCCACUUUUUUUACGUUUGUGUUUUUAUACGUAAUAUCCAAAAGGUAUGGGAAGUUUUUUUAAAUAACGGCAGUAUACGUCACGUUUCUCUAUAAACUGUUUCUAAAUGGAGUUAUUUCUAUUGUUUUAGAGUUAACUGUUUAUCAAUACAAUUGUUAGAUAUCUCGCCUAUCUGUCAAAGGCAUGUUUUUCAUCUAAAAAUACUGAAUAUUGCUUCCUUUAGUUAUUGUUUUAAGCAACUUCAGAUUCCUAUUUCAGCCUGUUGUGAAUUUCUGUUUCAAAAAUACAUUUUUAAAAAGGAAAUAAUGGGAGACCAAUUUGCUUUCAUUUGCUUCUGUGACAUCUCACUGUUACACGUUUCGACUGACGGACCAAUAGUGAAAACUAAACUGUAUUUUCUUCAGAUGGUGCAUAGCCGUUUUAAACUGUGUUUCUUCUGUUUUUCAAAAAACUAGAAAUCUGAAAUAUUUGUUUAUGAAAAGAUAAAAUAGUGCUCAGGGUAGAAUAUCCAGAUUAGAAGUAUUUCACCCCUAUUAUGUCUUGAGCGUUAUCUCCCCUGUGUUUCCUAAAUGGAUGUGCUGUCUGUGAAUGUGUAAAUAGCCAAAGACAUUAACCAAUUGCCUCUGAGCGGAGAAGAGGAGAGGACAUUCCUGCUCGCUAAUGGGGGAUAAAGCUGACAACUCCGAAUGAAAUAUUCCACCAUCAUUAACGCAUUAGGAGGCUUUAAUCGCUGCACCUGAAUUUACGUGAUCCAGGAAGCUCAGAGGAGUUACAGAGAGAGGGAGUUCUCUGGGUGAGGGUUUGGGCCCAUUCCUGUGGAUUGCUAAAUUAGACUCCUUAAAGGUGUACCUCUCAGGUAUUUCCUGGAGCCUUAAAAUAUUAGCUCUAAUUUAAAGGCUUGGAUCGGCUUUCAUUUCGCCACCAGGUCUGGCAGACAAACAGCGCUCCUUUCACUCACUUGAGACAACAUUUUAUUAUACGUCGUUUGCAUUGUAGUCCAAAAUGAUUUUGGGAUUUGCCAAGCGGCUUUCGGCUGCUGAGAAUCAGCAGUUUGAGGCACAUUAGAUGGAUUUAUAGGCAACAUGUUUUAUGGAUGAGAUGGCGAAAUGCCUUCAGCUCAGCGGGGACCUCACGCAGCAAGAAUUUAGAAAGUAGCAACGCAGGCUAAUAUCUAAAUAUAUCGAAUUAACGGCUGCUGCUAAAAUAUGGACACGUGCUAACCGGCUUUUAGGUGCUUUGAAUCUACUGUACCGAAAAGUAUUUUCACUUGUACUGUAAGAAAAGAAGUGUUUGCUCUCAACCACAACCAAGUCAAACGUUUACUUGUUUUUCAACAUCGUCUUCAUCAGGAUGGUGUCUGAAGUGGUUUCUAGUUUAGUUGAAUACAGUCCAUGGAUCAGUUAUGUUACUCAUAGAUCAACUAUUCUUCUGCAGAUUUACAAUAUGAACAUUAAACAAAAGAUUCAACCUCUGACUGGCUGACUAAUGGUUAAGAUGAAACCCUGUGAUGGGCAUUGUUUAUAUGUUAUAAGUUAUUUUGAAAAGAUGAUGGGAGUGUUAUUUAGUCGACUUAAUAUUGAUGGAGAUCUAUAAGUCACAGACUGGUGUGUAAUGUAUUCAUGCACAUUUUUACUCUAGUAGAAAUUACACAAGUAUUAGUAUCAGAAUAUACUCAAAGUACCAAAAGUCUUGUGCAGAGUGGUGUGUAUUAUAUUAUUGUAUUUUCAGUACAGUGCAGGUCUCUUCCUAAUGGGUGGUACUGGUCAUGUGGAUUCUGGCAGGACAAACUGCACCGACCUCACUUCAGCAUCUACAUGCGAAGAGAGAAAAAGAAAAGGAGACUGAUACAAGACACCAACAACAUAAGCUGCCUCGAACCUCCUCACUUCUCCUCACUUUCUGCAGUUGAUCCAGCGGAGAGAUGGUGGUUUCACACAGCUGUCAAAGGGAAUCGAGGAAACUGCCGAGGGGAUCCUCGCCGGCUGCAGGGAUCAGGGGGCUCGCUCGCUCGCUGCUGCCUCGCGGCACCGGGAGGGGUCUUUCCUCGACUGGGGAUUCGGGCCAGCGCUGAACAUAAUGCUCCUCCAUUCAGCCGCUCCUCUCUCAAGACAUAAAAGUUAACAGGUGUUUCACGUCAGAAGUGUUUCAUGCGAGAGUCGUAGAAAUAGCCCGCGACGGGCGGCAGGGAGGGGCGACGCCUUUGUUCUUUCGUCUCCUUUUUCUUUUGCAGUAUUGAAAUAGUUCUGCAGUUGAGUUGAGAUUCAGAUCGACUGAUCUGAGGCUGCAGCAAGCACACGCAAGAGGGGCAGGAUGAUUUCUAACACACAUGUUUACUUUCCAACAUUUUGGGGUCAAAUUAAGUUGUUGCAGUGUCACUUUUUUGGGAAGUCAAACACGCAUUUUAUGUCUGGUCGUACGCAAAAUGGAAUUAAAAGAAGAAUGUACUUCACCUUGA